GGGGACCAUGCGGCGCCUGCCUCGCCGCCUGGUGCUGCCGAUCUUCGGAGUGCUGUGGAUCACCGUGCUGCUGUUCUUCUGGGUAACCAAGAAGAAGUUGGAGGUGCCGACGGGACCUGAAGUGCAGACCCCCAAGGUUUCGGAUACGGACUGGGAUGACCUGUGGGACCAGUUUGAUGAGCGGCGAUACCUGAAUGCCAAGAAGUGGCGUGUCGGGGACGAUCCCUAUAAGCUGUAUGCUUUCAACCAGCGGGAGAGUGAGCGGGUCGCCAGCAACCGGGUGGUCCCGGACACUCGCCUUUUCAGAUGCACCCUGCUGGUGUACUGCGCAGACCUUCCCCCCACGAGCAUCAUCAUCACCUUCCACAACGAGGCCCGCUCCACCCUGCUCAGAACCGUCCGCAGCAUAUUAAACCGCACCCCUAUGAAUCUGAUCCAGGAAAUCAUAUUGGUGGAUGACUUCAGCAAUGACCCUGAGGACUGCAAACAACUCAUCAAGCUGCCCAAGGUGAAAUGCUUACGCAAUAAUGAGCGGCAAGGUCUGGUCCGGUCCCGGAUCCGGGGUGCUGACGCUGCCCAGGGGACCACCCUGACUUUCCUUGACAGCCACUGUGAGGUGAACAGGGACUGGCUCCAGCCUCUCCUGCACAGGGUCAAAGAGGACUACACGCGGGUCGUGUGCCCUGUGAUCGACAUCAUCCACCUGGACACCUUCGACUACAUCGAGUCGGCCACGGAGCUCAGAGGGGGCUUUGACUGGAGCCUCCACUUCCAAUGGGAGCAGCUCACGCCAGAGCAGAAGGCUCGGCGCCUGGACCCCACUGAGCCCAUUCGGACUCCAAUCAUAGCUGGAGGGCUCUUCGUGAUGGACAAAUCCUGGUUUGACUACCUGGGGAAAUACGACACGGACAUGGACAUCUGGGGUGGAGAGAACUUUGAAAUCUCCUUCAGAGUGUGGAUGUGCGGGGGCAGCCUGGAGAUCGUCCCCUGCAGCCGCGUGGGCCAUGUCUUCCGCAAGAAGCACCCGUAUGUCUUCCCGGAUGGAAACGCCAACACGUAUAUAAAGAAUACCAAGCGGACAGCCGAAGUGUGGAUGGACGAAUACAAGCAGUACUAUUACGCUUCCCGGCCAUUCGCCCUGGAGAGGCCCUUUGGAAACAUCGAGAGCAGAUUGGACCUGAGGAGGAACCUGCAGUGCCAGAGCUUCAAGUGGUACCUGGAGAAUGUCUAUCCAGAACUCAGAAUACCCAAGGACUCCUCCAUCCAGAAGGGCAACAUCCGACAGAGGCAGAAGUGCCUGGAGUCUCAAAAGCAAAAGGACCAAGAGAUCUCCAACCUCAGGUUAAGCCCCUGUGUCAAGAUCGAAGGCAAGGAUGCAAAGUCCCAGAUCUGGGCCUUCACGUACACCCAGCAGAUCCUCCAGGAGGAGCUCUGCCUGUCAGUUAUUACCCUGUUCCCCGGCGCCCCAGUGGUUCUUGUGCUUUGCAAGAACGGAGAUGACAGACAGCAAUGGACCAAGGCUGGUUCCCGAAUCGAGCACAUGGCAUCCCACCUCUGCCUAGACACAGACAUGUUCGGGGAUGGCACCGAGAAUGGCAGGGAAAUUGUUGUCAACCCGUGCGAGUCCUCACUCAUGAGCCAGCACUGGGACAUGGUGAGCUCUUGAAGAUGCGUGUCGGAACCAGCGGGGGCCGUGGCAUGGAGCGUCCCCCAUUGAGAAGCAGACUGAAUAUCUGGCUCCAUGCAGCCUGCAACCACUCCAGAUGCCCUGAAGCGGGAGGUGGAGCCAGAGCCCCCCCCGGGCAGGAGCGGCUGUCUCAGGGAGGAUCAGGAGGAGACUGCAAGCCAAGAGGACUCAGAGAUCCCACGCGUUGUCAGUGCUGUUAAGUUCCAGUCCUGGCCCCGUCUGCCCCCAAAUGGUAUCUGGAGACAGGGAUCUGAUGGGAAGGUUGAUGUUCGUUGUUCCCUUUCUGACAAAAGAGGCCAGAGAGAAAAGCCUUCCUCGUUACUAGGCCAGGACUCAGUUGAGAGAUGGAGAAUGGAGGUAGUUUUCAAAACAAAUAAAGGAACCUUUGACGUUU
Molecule: messenger RNA, 2081 nt
Organism: Phacochoerus africanus (Common warthog)
Lineage: Eukaryota; Metazoa; Chordata; Mammalia; Artiodactyla; Suidae
Gene: GALNT14
Product: polypeptide N-acetylgalactosaminyltransferase 14
Exons: 15
Coding region: 8-1666 (552 amino acids)
Cellular component (GO): Golgi apparatus
Source: RefSeq, a predicted model, not a curated record